AUGGAAUACAGCAUAGCAGAACCAUCUGUAGUCCAACUCUCGAUCUCUUUGAUACUAGCUGCAACAAUCUACAACAUAACCCUUCAUCCGCUCUCCAAAUAUCCAGGACCGAAGUUGCGUGGCGCUUUCUGGAUUUCCAACUCUUUCGACAUACUCGCUGGGACCGUUCCGCACAGCUGUCUGAAGCUUCACGAACAGUAUGGAGAUGUCGUCCGCAUAAACCCGAAUACAAUCUCAUUUGUCAAGCCUGAAGCGUGGCGAGAUGUGUACGGUUAUGGCACCACUACGCCGCUUCUCAAAGACCCUAAGUUCUACUAUCGUCCGCCGACCGAUAUAAGCUCCGCCAACAAUUCGGACCAUGCUCGAAUCCGCCGACCUCUUAAUCACGCCUUCUCCGAGCAAGCUCUCCGAAGCCAGGAAAGUAUCAUCACCUCAUACAUCAAUCUCUUGAUCGAGAAGAUACGCCAACUAGCCGACUCUCAAACCUCUGUCGAUAUCGCGCGCUGGUUGAACUUUACGACAUUUGAUAUAAUCGGCGACCUGACGUUUGACGAAUCGUUCGGCGCACUAGAUAAAGAAAUGUAUAACUCUUGGAUGGUCAAUCUUUUUAAAGCCUUGAGAUUCGCUGGUAUCGUUCACAUCAUUAAGCGCUAUCCCAUCGUCGGAGUUCCUGCGACGCACUUGUUGAAGUGGAUGCCUGCAUUGGCGAAAGCAGAGUUCGAGCAUAACAACUUCACCGAAGAGAAGACUGCAAGGAGGUUGGCAUCCAAAACUGAGCGUAAAGACAUUCUCAGUUAUGCCGUCAAAAACAUCAAGGGGGAAGUAACGGAUCUGGAGCUCAAGCAUACUUGUGGCACUAUCAUACUCGGAGGUAGCGAGACUUCUGCAACGCUUCUGAGUGGUGCAAUUUACCACCUUCUCAAAAACCCAGCUUGGAUGGAGAAGCUCCAUCGAGAGCUCGCAGCUACUUUCAAAUCCGAAAGCGAAAUCUCCUUUGCAUCUUUGAGCCAGCUCAAAGUCCUCAACGCUGUCAUCCAAGAGACCUUCCGAAUCUAUCCCCCGGCACCAUCAGCGCUUCCUCGCGUAUUACCACCUGCUGGGGCGGAAGUCUGUGGCGAUGCUCUACCACCUGGCACGCAAGUCGGUAUCUCGCAAUAUGCCAUGUACCAUACUUCGUCUCACUUUACUGAUCCCAAAGUGUACGCACCAGAACGCUUCCUCGGCGCUGAAAAAUAUGCAAAGGACAGGCGUCACGUCAUUCAACCCUUCAGCGUAGGGCCAAGGAACUGCAUCGGCCAGAAUCUCGCAUGGGCAGAGAUAAGAAGCAUUCUAGCGAGAUUGGUAUGGCAUUUCGAACUCGAGUUGCUUAAACCAGAAAAGAGGUGGGACGAUCAAAAGGUUUUUGUGCUAUGGCAAAAACCAAGCUUGAUGGUGAAGCUGAGAGCUAGGAAUCCUGGGUCGUAA
This is a messenger RNA of Alternaria burnsii, 1464 nucleotides long. Its product is annotated as cytochrome p450 monooxygenase-like protein. The coding region runs from base 1 to 1464 and encodes 487 amino acids. The transcript is spliced from 5 exons. The record is from RefSeq and is a predicted model, not a curated record. NCBI's taxonomy places the organism in Eukaryota, Fungi, Ascomycota, Dothideomycetes, Pleosporales, Pleosporaceae. Gene Ontology annotation, molecular function: oxidoreductase activity, acting on paired donors, with incorporation or reduction of molecular oxygen; heme binding; monooxygenase activity.